Molecule: messenger RNA, 3840 nt
Organism: Aethalodelphis obliquidens (Pacific white-sided dolphin)
Lineage: Eukaryota; Metazoa; Chordata; Mammalia; Artiodactyla; Delphinidae
Gene: FBXW4
Product: F-box and WD repeat domain containing 4
Exons: 6
Coding region: 117-1697 (526 amino acids)
Biological process (GO): SCF-dependent proteasomal ubiquitin-dependent protein catabolic process
Cellular component (GO): SCF ubiquitin ligase complex
Molecular function (GO): protein binding
Source: RefSeq, a predicted model, not a curated record
GGGAAGGCCAUCCAAGUGUGUGCUUCUUGAGGGCAGCGGCUAGAACUAAGCGCUUCUUGAAUGCGGAAGCUCCUCUUGCCGCCGUAGCCAGGUGCUCGGCAGGCCUUGCUAGCUAGAUGAACGCAAGCUGCGCUUCCUGCACACGCUCCGGGCGGCCCGGGGUAUGGGAGGGGGCAUAUCCCCGGUCUCGGCCCGCACCCCGAAGCCGCUCCACGGCCGCGGGUGUGAGGGGCGGGCCCAGGCCUCGGCCCGCGCCGCCCCAUGUGACCCGGUCCGACAUGGUGUCGCCUCCUCCUGGGGCGGCGGCGGCGGCGGUGGCGGCGGCUCGGGCUUGGCUCUGCGUCGGGCCGGCUCCGCGGCCGCUCAUGGGCAGCCAGGGCGGCUUAGGGCCCCCCGGGAACGGCGGGCCUGGCGAGGGCGAGAGCGGGGAGACGAGGAAACUGCAGGAAGGGAGAGCCGCGAGGGGAAAGCGGAGGAAAGGGAAGGGGAAGGGGAAAGCAGAAGCAGGGCAAGGCGGAAGAGGAAGCGGGGCGGAAGGGAAGCCGCAGCCGCCACAGGCGAAGGAGGCAGCGGGGCUGGGGGCCGAGGCGGGAGAGAGGGCAGGCCUGGGAAAGGUAGGAGAGGGAGGCGGAAGCGUAGAGGAAGGGACGAAAAGGAUCGUCAGGGGAGAUGAGGGGAGCGCAGGGGCGCGGAAGGAGGCCAAAGGAAGAUAUGAUGGGAAGAAGGAGGAGUGGAGGGUCAGAACUGGACAGCGGGAGGAGGCCAGGCCGGCGAGAGCACAGGGACGAGGGUGUCAGGCUUGGGGCCGCCUCGCUGGGACAGGGGCGGCCAUGGCGGCGGCGGCUGAGGAAGAGGCGGGAGCCCGGAAGCCUGCCGGCCGCCCCGCCGCGGGGCCCGCGCUCCUGCGCCUGCCGGAGGAGCUGCUGCUGCUCAUCUGUUCCUACCUGGACAUGCAGGCCCUCGGCCGCCUGGCUCAGGUGUGCCGCUGGCUGCGGCGCUUCACCAACUGCGACCUGCUCUGGCGCCGGAUAGCCCGGGCCUCGCUCAACUCCGGCUUCACGCGUCUCGGCACCGACCUGAUGGCCAGUGUACCAGUGAAGGAACGGGUGAAGGUAUCUCAGAACUGGAGGUUGGGGCGCUGCCGAGAGGGGAUUCUGCUGAAGUGGAAAUGCAGUCAGAUGCCCUGGAUGCAGCUAGAGGGUGAUUCUCUGUACAUAUCCCAGGCUAAUUUCAUCCUGGCCUAUCAGUUCCGCCCAGAUGGUGCCAGCUUGAACCGGAGGCCCCUGGGAGUCUUUGCUGGGCAUGAUGAGGACGUUUGCCACUUCGUGCUGGCCAACUCGCAUAUUAUCAGUGCAGGAGGAGAUGGGAAGAUUGGCAUUCAUAAGAUUCAUAGCACCUUCACUGUCAAGUACUCAGCCCAUGAACAGGAGGUGAACUGUGUGGAUUGCAAAGGGGGCAUCAUUGUGAGUGGCUCCAGAGACAGGACGGCCAAGGUAUGGCCUUUGGCCUCAGGCCGGCUGGGGCAGUGCUUACACACCAUCCAGACUGAAGACCGAGUCUGGUCCAUUGCUAUCAGCCCAUUGCACAGGCAGAGGCAUCCUCCCCGUGAAAAGGCUGCCCAACCUGGAGCCCAGGCGGGAGCUUUGGCGGCCACGAUGGCAUUAUUUCCCACCCUGCGCUUAGUCACUUGGAGCUAACAUGGGAGACCAACAGGCCGCGUCUCCCGAGAGCCCGAUCUUUGUAUCCGAUGUGUGCUCCCCCUCUGCCUUGUCAGUUUUGUGUGUUCACGGAGUGUUGAUUUUAAUGCGGGCCUGUGUUGGGCUGGGAGGCCAGGCUGGGGGGCCUCAGGUCUUUGUCUUGCAGGGCCUCUUCUUCUUGGAGGGUCUGCGGCCCUGGAGGCUAGUGGCAGAUUUGAGAGAUAGGGUGAGAUGCCAACUCUGGCUGGCAGAGGAUUCCCCCAUCCGUGCGUCUGUCAGAGACUACGACGGGGUGCCUGGAAAACAAGAGCACCUUGGGAUGCUCAGGCACACGCUUGCUUGCCCCCCUCCCCACCCCCGAGGGGGGCGGUUAGUUCUACCACGUAAAGCUUGAAGUGAGUUACAUCCCCCUUGUGACUGAGUACGGCAGGAGCACAGAUUGUGAGUCUCAGGGAGCCAGGGCAGGGCCUUGUCUCCAGGGGUCGGAGGAGGUGGAGGCAAGCAGGAGGGGUGCUGGGAGAGCAUAAGUCUGCUGCAGAUGACUACCCAGCAAUUGGUAAGGGUCAGGGGAGAACAGGACCAGGCAGAAAAGAGGCGAAGUGUCUGGGGGAGCAUUGGCAAAUCGCAAAUGCUCAUCUCCGGCAGUUAAGGGGAGAGGCCCUAGAAACCAGGGACAGAAGGGGAGGCAUUUUCCCCAGUGAGAAGAACUGGGGCCUCGUAACAGGUAGACCCACUAGGGGUGGUCUAACAGGAUGUCUUCGGUCUUUACCAUUCGCCUCGCUGCAGUAUAGCCAUGUGCCGGGAGCCGGGGGAGAGGGUGUCUUUACCCAUUCUGGGCCCCUAGCCUGGCUGGAGAGAAGAUGCAUAUGCAUGAUUUGAAGAGAGGAAGACUCUGGGAGCAUCAACCUGGUUGUGGCCUGCUCUACUUCUGGGGAGAGAGAAACCUAGGGAUACCUUUGAGUCAGGGAGGACCUGCCCACCCCACACCUAUAGCCAGGCCAUGGUCCUGGCAUCUGGUGUGGUGCUGGGGGUGGGGCCUUCAUCCUAGGAGUCAGGUUUUUAGCAAGGGACUGUGUCCUCACUUUCCAUACAAUCAGAAGGCAGAGAUGCAGGCUGGCCACUGAGAUGAGGUGGCCUGGGAGAGACAUCCCGCCAGGGUUCCCCGAGCACAGGGGCUCCUCUGUGCUGCUGUUGGCACCCUUCAGACUGUCUCAGGAAUGGGUGCCAGUCACACACCAGGCCUGAUGAGGGGAAAGAAGCUGGAGCUCCAAGACCUUUGAGGGACCUGAGUUCCAAAGGGGCCCACCAGGAAGGAGCAGCUCCUGUUUUGGGUCCCUCCGUGGCAAAGGACAUUUCUUUCAUUGAGAAAUGGGCACUCACAGCAAUACCCACCCCCUCUUUUUUUCUUUUACUCUUCUUUUCCCUUAACUUUUCCAAAUGUUGUUUCUCCUUUCCGUUCUCUUCCAUUUUGUGGACAACUCAUAAAGAGCCUGAAAGAGACAGAUUAUGUGUAUGGAUGUGAUGAUGAAGGGAAGGGGUAUCAGGGAUAGUCAGGCUGGGGCUCCAAGGUUAUAGAAAACACUGUCUCUUCCCCCAGGUUGUCUUGCCAGGGCCUGGCUGGAAGGCACCAACAGAUCAUAACCUUUAAGUGCAAACUCGACGGAGGAGAGAGAUGGAAUCAUGGGAACAAAUUAGACAUAUCUAUAGGGGGUGUUCAGCUGGAGAAAAUGAGCAUUUCUUACUAAUUGGAGCACGGGGCAUUUCAUUAUUAAGCUUCAUCGCAAGGGGGAAGAGUGCAGCAGGCCUCUUUGGGGAUUCCCUGGGCUGUUUUUUUCCCUUUUAGAAGUAUAAUUGUAUUUAGGUUGGAAGAAGAGGCAGGAAUUGCUCUUGAUAACUUUGUGGAGCGCCCAGGGAUUUCAGGCAGAGUUUGGAGCAAGGUGGCUGGAGCGAUGGACCAGUGGAGAUUGCUUAGAGUCCACCCUCAUUCCUUGACGGUAAAAGGCGAAAAAGCCCUGGUGGUGGUGGGCACCUCGAUUCUGGAACUAAGAUUGAAGAAUUUGAUUUUAAAUUUAUUUUAUUUAUUUAUUUUUGGCUGUGUUGGGUCUUUGUUGCUGCUCGCAUGCUUUCUCUAGUUGCAACAAGC